GCAUGUUGAAUGACGGAACAAACCCUUCAGUGAAUGGAUUUAAUGAAGAUAUUGUAUUAAUUCCAUCAUAAUAGACUUUUGACCGGAGUUUAAACUUACAUUUACGGUUAACGGGGUAAAAGUCGUUCAAAAGUUAUAUUAGUUGAUCAAAGUGCUUUUGGCCACCCGGAUCUACAUGUUAGAUGUCGGAUUAUACAAUCUUUUGUUUUGUGGACAGGAAAAAAAUAUUACGAGUGUUAAAAUGAUUUAAAAAAGGAUUAAAAAACUACUUAACUUGAAUGGCAAAUUUGAUUUUGUAUUAAAAAUAAAAUAAAGUAAAGUCUAUGUGAUAUUAAAUUCCAUGAAUCAUUUUUGAUAUAAAUAGCAUUCAUAAGAAUAUAUAUCAUUUUAAAUUUGUGUGGAAAAAAACGAUACAGGGGAAAUUUAUACAUAUAAUUCGACUUUAGAAACACAAAGGCUUAAAACAUUAUCAACAAGAAAAAAAUGACGGGAAAUAUAGGAAAUGCUACUAAAGUUGUUAUGAAUAUAACACUUGCAUCUUUUAAGGAAAUGGACAGACACACCUCCAAUGUAUCUAACAACGAUACUGUCAAGAAAACACUGACUAUAGAUAUGUUUAAAUCACCACCAUUAAAAGUUGAGGAAAUUGCAACCCUACCAUUCUAUUCCCUUAUAUUCAUUUUGUCUGUAGUGGGGAACCUACUUGUCAUUAUAACAUUAAUACAAAAUAAGCGAAUGAGGACCGUUACCAAUGUGUUCCUACUGAAUUUGUCUGUAAGUGAUUUGCUGUUGGCCGUAUUCUGUAUGCCGUUCACCAUCGUUCCAGUAAUGUUGAAGAAUUUUAUAUUUGGAGCGACAAUGUGCAUUUUGAUAAGAUAUAUGCAAAUUAUAUCUGUGUCAGUAAGCUGUUUCACACUGGUUGCGAUUUCCAUGGAAAGGUACUUUGCAAUAUGUCGCCCUUUUAGUUCGAGAAAAUGGCAAACGUUGAGUCAUUCCUACAGAACAAUUGCUGUCUGCUGGAUUGCAGCGUUCAUCAUCGGCGUUCCUACAGCAAUCUUCAACAAAUACACCUUACGUCAACGUGGAAAUGCAACUUGCAGAGAAGUAUGGCCAGAUCCGUUAUGGUACAAAAUGUACACUGUAUUUUUGGACAUCAUACUUCUGGUGUUGCCUAUAAUAAUAAUGACACUAUCCUAUUGCACAAUUGCCUACACUUUAUGGAGCGGCAUGCAGAUGGACAAACAGGAAAUUGAGGCACAAAACGGCAACGGGGCCAUCUUUAAAUUAGACAGCGUGCGCAAGAAUGAAUCUACAAUCAAGGACGGUUUCGGCCGCACAAUUGGACCGAGCGAUUUGGAUGAAUUGAAUAAACCAAUAAAAGCUUCGACCAAAGCGAGAUUUGUCACUCGCACUGGUAUAAGACAAACAAAUAACGAAAGGAGUAGAGCCGCGAAAAAGAGAGUUAUAAAAAUGCUAUUUGCUGUCGUUUUAGAGUUUUUCGUGUGCUGGUCACCAUUGUUCAUUUUACAAACUUGGAUGACUUUUGACAUAAAGCAUGCGACCGAGAAUCUAUCCCAGUUUAUCCUGACAUCCACGUAUGUUCUAGGAUAUAUAUCAUCAUGUUGUAAUCCCAUUACAUACUGUUUCAUGAACAAAAACUUCCGCAAUGGGUUCAAGUCGGCCUUUCGAUGUUGUUACCGCGGUAGUGUUAGGGGAAGGAAUGAAAUGCCUUCAUAUUUUCAACAAAGCACAACCAGGACUGGUGUUAGCCACGCCAUGUCGUACGACAAAGUCAACACAAAAGAUGAUUCAGACGAGUUGUGAAGAAACAUUUACUGUGUAAUAUGAGUCUCAGUUUUGUUUAAAACAACAAAUGUGAUUUAUAUAAAACAUUUGCUACCUGAAGUGACGUAAUUUUAAGUCAAUGCAGAGGUUAAGACGAUGUGUAUCAGUUAAAUACAUUUAAUUGGAGAUUAAAUAAUCACAUGUAUUAUAAUCGUGAUGACAUUGUAAGUGCUUUUCCACAAAAUAAGUCUAAAUAGAGGAAUGUGUUCAAUCUUAAGAUAACUGUUAAAUACCAAUCCUUGACGCCGGAUUUCUUUUCAUUUUAGUAAUUAUGUGGAAAAGAAUCGAAGCUUUUCAGAGUCAUAAAACUCGAAGCGAUGUGUUAGGCCUGUGGAAACUAUAAAAAACAGAUGACAUAUAAUGUUAAGGUUCUUGUGCUUGUGCUGUAACAAUCAUAUAAGUUUCUUUUAUUUAAAUUUGAAUUUAAGAAACUCUAAUAUUUAUUUUAUAAAUAUAUGACACAUUUAUGCUCUCGCAAAACUGUACUAUUUCAAGAUAGUCUUUGAUAUACAAAUCAUACUUGUUAACUCAAUUCGAUGGGAACAACGUAAACCGUUCUCGUUAGCCAUUGUUCGACUUAAAACAAAGUGAAACUUGUAAAAUAAUAUAUAUGAAUGACUUAAGCGGAAAGUCAACUUAAGAGGGUUUGAGUUAUCCAUUUAAGAUGAUUCUGAACCAUCCGAUUGACGGUUAUUUAUUCAGAAAAGUUCGUAAUAUCAUUCAGAAAUAUUGUUAUUGCCUGACAUGUUUUAGUGUGAAAAUGUUAAUAUCUUGUCUCGCACUUUAUAUUGGGAAAUUUUGUGCCUGACAAGACGAUAAGGAAUGUACAUGAUUGUAUAAAACAAAUCAAUUCUGUAAAAUGUACAUGUGACUCAUAUUGCCAAGAUAAAUAAUUGUGUGAACAAUGUACCCCAGUUUCGUUGAUUUGUGCUUUGAGUAUAAUUAUUAUAAAAUAAGUAAUUUAAAUAAAAGCGAUAAAGUACAAAUGCAUCCACUAUCCUCUAUAUUUCCCAUCGUUCUAAAAUGUUAACAUUUUGGCCUGAACAAAAAUGUCGACAUGGAUUUGC
Messenger RNA from Ruditapes philippinarum (Manila clam), 2912 nucleotides. Its product is annotated as cholecystokinin receptor type A-like. The record is from RefSeq and is a predicted model, not a curated record. Gene Ontology annotation, molecular function: neuropeptide receptor activity. Gene Ontology annotation, cellular component: membrane. Gene Ontology annotation, biological process: neuropeptide signaling pathway. The transcript is spliced from 3 exons. Lineage: Eukaryota; Metazoa; Mollusca; Bivalvia; Venerida; Veneridae. Bases 484 to 1824 code for a protein of 446 amino acids.